Hordeum vulgare subsp. vulgare (domesticated barley) is the source of this 2454-nucleotide messenger RNA. Its product is annotated as probable L-type lectin-domain containing receptor kinase S.7. The record is from RefSeq and is a predicted model, not a curated record. The transcript is spliced from 2 exons. The coding region runs from base 57 to 2033 and encodes 658 amino acids. Gene Ontology annotation, molecular function: ATP binding; protein kinase activity. Lineage: Eukaryota; Viridiplantae; Streptophyta; Magnoliopsida; Poales; Poaceae. Gene Ontology annotation, biological process: protein phosphorylation.
CUCGUCAACUCAUUCUCCCCCUGAUCACCGGCCACGGCCACGGCCACCGCCCCGCCAUGGCUCCAAGUCCAAGGCCUCCUCCCUUCUACCUCCUCGCCGUCGUAUUCUUCCUCAUCCCCCUCCAGCCACCGCCCACUGCGGACGCGGCGACCACCGUCGCCUUCUCCUUCCCGUCCUUCUCCCUCCGAAACCUCACCCUCCUCGGCGGGGCCUCGCUCCGCUCCGCCUCCGUGUCCCUCCCGCCGCCCUCCUCCCACGCACUCUUCCCGCUCCCUAUCCCGUUCCCUCCCAACGCCUCCUUCUCCACCUCCUUCCUCUUCGCCUCCCCGGCCUCCGCGCGCCCCGCCUCCCGCCUCUCCUUCGUGCUCCUCCCCGACCCGGUCGUCGCCGCUGAGGGUAGAGGCGGGAACAGGUCUCUCCCGCUCGAGGUGGCGUUCGACGCGUCGAAGAAUCGUGUGUACACGUCCUCCGCUGGCGAGCGCAUCGGCGGGAACUCCACCGGGGCGGUGGACCUGCGGAAUGGCAACGAGGUCGGUUCGUGGGUCGUCUACGACGCGCUCCGGGCUCGCCUCGAGGUGUUCCUCAGCCACGCGAGUCUGCGGCCGCCGACGCCCUCGCUGGUGGUAGCCAACGCCACGGCCCUUGCGGCCCGCUUCGCGGAGUUCAUGUUCGUCGGCUUCGAGGUCUCGUACUCGUCCGACAACGGGAGCACCGAUGGCGGCUUCGUCAUCCACAGCUGGACCUUCCAGACGAACGGGCUGCGGGCCGUCGACCUCGCGUCCAGGCCCUCGCACAGCGUGUCCGACAGCGUCCGCAGCGCGCCCGCGUCUGGGGGUGUCGCCAGCCGUAAGGAUGGGCACCGCAGAAGGCUUGCAAUGGGGCUCAGCAUUUCUUUGCCCAUCGUGUUUCUCGGUGCAGUCAUGGUGUUUGUGAUAUUGUCUAUGAAGAAGUGGAGGUCUCGUCCUGCAGGGUUUAACGACGGCGUCAGAGCAAAAGCAGCGGGUCAUCCAAUGCAAUUCAUGUACCAAGAUCUCUUCUCGGCGACCAAGGGAUUUGAUCCUUCUCUAGUGGUUGGCAGUGGUGGUUUCGGUACUGUAUACAAGGCGGUGUGCCCGCGCUCUGGGGUCACAUAUGCGGUCAAGCGCUCCAAGCAAUCCACGGAGAGCCACAACGAGUUCACCGCCGAGCUUACCAUAAUCGCUGACCUGAAGCACCCUAAUCUGGUUCAGCUGCGAGGCUGGUGCGCAGAGAAGGACGAGCUGCUGCUUGUCUACGAGUUCAUGUCGAAUGGCAGCCUGGACAUGGCUCUCCACUCUUGCUCAGGUGUCCACCGUUAUCCCACUCUCAACUGGGCUCGGCGGUACAAUGUGGCAGUCGGCAUUGCCUCUGCGGUUGCAUACCUACAUGAAGAACAUGACAAGCAGGUGAUCCACAGAGAUAUCAAGUGCAGUAACAUACUUCUGGAUUCGCAUUUCAAUCCCAAGCUUGGGGAUUUUGGGCUUGCAAGGUUGAAGGAUCCUAAUACUAGCCCUCGGUCAACCUUAGCAGCAGGGACUGUUGGUUACCUUGCCCCCGAGUACCUCCAGAUGGGAAGAGCCACAGAGAAGAGCGAUGUCUACAGCUAUGGGGUUGUACUGCUGGAGAUCUGCACACGGAGGCGGCCAAUAGACCGAGAAGCUCCUGGAAGCAUGAACAUGCUGAAUGUUGUUGAUUGGGUUUGGAAUUUGCACUCUAAGGGCAGACUUUUGGAUGCUGUUGAUACGAGCCUGAAUGGGGAGUAUGACACAGAGCAAAUGACGAGGCUGCUUCUUCUAGGUUUGAGCUGCGUGAAUCCGUUUUCAGAAGAGAGACCUGUCAUGAGGAAUGUUGUAGGCAUACUGGAGGGCAAGAGCGAGCCACUGCCUGUUCCGAAAAAGAAACCGCUGCUUGUUUUCGUUUCAAAUGCACCUAUGGAUCUUGAGGGGAUAGUUUCUGAGUGCAACCAGAGUACAGUUUCAAGUGAUCUCUUUGAGCUGAAAAUCGAUAUAAACUAGGUGAAAGUUUUUUUGCAGGUAAGCUGCCGAGAAGACUAAUCAAGUUGGCGAACUCUGAAGUUUUGGUGAUAGUUUGUGAAGUUUGUAGAUGUUGACACUAUCCCACUGCAGAAGGAAACAUGUUUAUCACUCGGUGAGUUCAUGUCGAGUUCGAUCAGGGAGAACUCAUGAAUUCCAUAGGCCGUGUUGAACUCGGUGGAAAAUACACUGAUUGCUUGGCAUGUUGGUAGCACCAUCCAGGAAAUUUCCCUCUACAUGUUUGUAAGACAGGCCGUCGAACAUGUGUUUCUCCCUCGUCUCUUGACAACGUUGUAAAUUUGCAGCUCUGUACAAAGGGGGCAAGUACUACAGAUUUCCUCCCAAACUUGCUACGUCUUAUAUGGGUUAAAAAGAUCCCACGUACUUGCUGGCUUGCUGUGAA